Humulus lupulus (European hop) is the source of this 4246-nucleotide messenger RNA. RefSeq lists its product as uncharacterized. Lineage: Eukaryota; Viridiplantae; Streptophyta; Magnoliopsida; Rosales; Cannabaceae. The record is from RefSeq and is a predicted model, not a curated record. Gene Ontology annotation, molecular function: ATP binding; protein serine/threonine kinase activity; protein tyrosine kinase activity. Bases 342 to 3830 code for a protein of 1162 amino acids. Gene Ontology annotation, biological process: peptidyl-serine phosphorylation; peptidyl-threonine phosphorylation. Gene Ontology annotation, cellular component: cytoplasm. The transcript has 9 exons.
AGCUUCGCUCCAUUCACCACCAUUUCUCUCCUUUCCAUUUCCACCCUAAAAAAACCUCACUCACAGGCACACGCACAAAACCAACGAGAGACAAGCAAACAAAGCCUCAUACAUAUUCAUCCACGCAUAUAUAUAUAUAUAUACACAUAUAUUUAUAUAUACGCACACAUAUAUUUAUAUUUAUAUGUGUAUUAUUACAUACACAACACCAAUAUAUAUAUACUCAGCAGACCCCACACUCACCAGGACGGUAGAAGACAGAAUGUUGCAGCUGGGUGUAGCAUAGUACGAGGUUGGUGAGGUGCUUCUCUUUUGAGUGCCUGCAGUUUUGGUGGUAGACAAUGGGUGACACGAAUUCCUUCGAUUUGAUUCUUGACUUCCUGCGGCGAAAUAGGUUCACCAGAGCUGAGGCAGCUUUACGUAGUGAGCUUGGUAGUCGCCCUGAUUUGAAUGGUUUUCUUCAAAAGCUUGCACUUGAAGACAAGGAUUCUGGCAAUUCUUUGGAUGGAGAGAAUGGGGACAAACCGGUCUUGGAAAAUCAAGCGUCUUCUCGGAAUUCCAGUGACGUUUCGAAGGAACUCAUAGUAAAAGAGAUUCAGUGUGGAACUGGUAGAAAUGGGUCUGAAAGCAACUGGAAGAAUGCUUCUUCUACUGGGGAGCGGAAUAAGGCAAAUGAAGCUGCUGGAACUAGUGACAAGGGCUUUACAUUUUAUAAAGGUCCAGAGGACACUGUGCUAGAUUUGUAUUCAUGGAAGUAUAGUUCUAGCAAUGGUACUGCAAAUCCAUAUGGCGCUGGUGACGAUUCUGCUGUUAAUGCAAAAGGCAUUGCGAAAUCUGGAGAGGAUGUCAGUUUUCCCAAUGAAAAGAAAACUUCUUGGGUUGGAAGUACCAGUAAGGUUAUUGUGGAUCCUAAGUACAACAGAGCCAGUGUGAGUGAACCCAAGGAACUUGAUCAGCAACUUAAGGUUACUAAUGCAUACUCUAAAGAAAAUAUCACUGAUAAUCUAUGGCCAAGGGGCGAGGAAGCUGCAAAUUCAUCAACUGACGUGUGGAAAGAUUGUUCUGUUAAAACUGUUUUUCCCUUUUCUAAGGGUGAUUUUUCAACUGGCAAUGAUAGUGGUUCUGGUUCUGAUAAGAAAGAAGGAAAGAGAAAAGCAGAAGGAACUGACGUUAGGGUGGCAAUAAAGGAGCAGGUAGAUGAAGUGGGGAGAGCUUUAUACUUAGGAAAGUCACAAGGAAGUUCUGAGCACAAUGUCAUUAGUAGCUUAGUUUUUCCUGUUGUUUCUGAGAAUCAGAAAGAAGAUUUUCCAAGGUUGCCACCUGUCAAACUUAAGUCAGAAGAUAAGUUAUUGAGUGUUAAUUGGGAGGAAAAAUAUGAUCGAGAUGGACCUAGUACAAAACUCAGCAGUGCUGAUAACGCUUUGCUUAUAGGAUCGUACCUAGAUGUACCUGUUGGGCAGGAAAUUAGCUCCGCAGGAGGGAGGAGGACCGGUGGAAGCAGUUGGCUGUCGGUAAGUCAGGGGAUUGCAGAAGAUGCUUCUGAUCUGGUUUCUGGUUUUGCUACUAUUGGUGAUGGUUUAAGUGGUUCUGACUAUCCAAAUGAGUACUGGGACUCUGACGAAUAUGAUGACGAUGAUGAUGUGGGAUACAUGAGACAACCUAUUGAGGAUGAAGCCUGGUUUUUGGCUCAUGAAAUUGACUACCCAAGUGACAAUGAAAAAGGAACUGGGCAUGCAAGUGUCCCAGAUCCUCAAGAAAGGGGUCCAACAAAAGAUGAGGAUGAUGAUCAUUCUUUUGCUGAGGAGGAUUCCUACUUUUCUGGUGAGCAGUACUUUCAAGCAAAAAAUGUUGAACCAGUGACUGCUUCAGAUGAUCCUAUAGGAUUAUCAGUGACAGAACUAUACGGGAGGAAUGAUGAUAACGAUUUAAUAGCUCAAUAUGAUGGGCAGCUGAUGGAUGAAGAAGAACUGAAUUUGAUGCGUGCGGAACCUGUCUGGCAGGGUUUUGUGACUCAGACAAAUGAGCUUGUUAUGUUGGGGGAUGGGAAGGUUCUUAAUGAAAGUGGAAGGCAACGACUAGAUGAUGUUUGCAUGGAAGAGGAUCAACAUGGUUCAGUGAGAUCCAUUGGUGUGGGAAUUAACAGUGAUGCUGCAGAUAUUGGUAGUGAAGUUAGGGAAAGUUUGGUUGGAGGUAGUAGCGAAGGGGAUCUAGAAUACUUCCAAGAUCAUGAUGUUGGAUUUGGUGGAUCCAGAAAGCAUCAUCAUGAUUCUGACAUGAAGCACGUAAAAGAGAAAAAGAAAAUUAGUAAACAAGAGUCAAAAAAAUAUAUGGUUGGGAAUAGUAAGAGCGUACCCACGGAGAUUAAAAAUCUUACAGAUGGGGGAUUCUCAUUUCCUCCACCAUCUAGAGAUGAACAGCUAGUGCCGACAAGUUCUAGUAAAUCUUUGUGGUCAAACAAUUGUAAUGCUGUUGCUGGCGAUGACACUGAUGAAUGCCUGAAUGAGUUAAUGAGGUCCGAUGACAUGCUUUCUUCAUGGAAGCGGAAAAGCAAUGAUUCUUCACCUGCCAAGAGUUCUAGGGAUGAUAAUAAUGCUAAUGCUGUUAGGUCCACCAAUUCAUCUCCCUCAACACUCUCAAAUUACGCUUAUGCCGAAAGAGAGCAUGCUGAGGAAGAAGAUGAUGAAAAAGCUGGCAUUGCUAGGGAAGAAGAUACAGCAACAUCACUUGAGGAUGAAGAGGCAGCUGCUGUCCAAGAGCAAGUAAGGCAAAUUAAGGCUCAAGAGGAAGAAUUUGAGACCUUCAACCUUAAGAUUGUCCACAGGAAAAACAGAACUGGAUUUGAGGAGGAUAAGAACUUUCACGUUGUUUUAAAUUCAGUGAUAGCUGGUCGCUAUCAUGUUACUGAGUAUCUGGGAUCAGCCGCUUUCAGCAAAGCUAUACAAGCACAUGAUUUGCAUACAGGCAUGGAUGUUUGUGUAAAGAUUAUUAAGAACAACAAGGACUUCUUUGAUCAAAGCCUUGAUGAGAUAAAGCUACUGAAGUAUGUCAACAAACACGAUCCUGCAGAUAAACACCACCUCCUCCGAUUGUAUGACUACUUUUACUAUCGAGAGCAUUUGCUAAUAGUAUGUGAACUUCUGAAGGCAAACUUGUAUGAGUUUCACAAGUUUAAUAGAGAAUCAGGAGGGGAAGUUUACUUUACAAUGCCAAGAUUGCAGUCAAUUACUAUACAGUGUUUAGAGGCUCUUCAAUUUUUGCAUGGUCUUGGCCUAAUACACUGUGACUUAAAACCUGAGAAUAUAUUGGUAAAAAGCUACAGUAGGUGUGAGGUGAAGGUCAUUGAUCUUGGGAGUAGUUGUUUUGAGACAGAUCAUCUCUGCUCAUAUGUUCAAUCCAGGUCUUAUCGGGCUCCAGAGGUUAUAUUGGGACUUUCAUAUGAUAAGAAGAUAGAUAUCUGGUCACUUGGCUGCAUCUUGGCAGAACUUUGUACUGGCAAUGUAUUAUUCCAAAACGAUUCGCCUGCUACAUUACUUGCACGGGUGAUAGGAAUCAUAGGCCCCAUUGAACAAGGCAUGUUAGUGAAAGGUCGUGACACAUACAAAUAUUUUACCAAAAAUCACAUGCUUUAUGAACGGAAUCAGGAAACUAGUAGGCUGGAAUACUUGAUACCAAAAAAGACAUCCUUGAGGCAUCGACUUCCGAUGGGGGAUCAAGGCUUCAUUGACUUUGUUGCUCAUCUGCUCGAGGUAAAUCCGAAGAAACGUCCAUCUGCAUUGGAGGCCCUGAAGCACCCUUGGUUAUCUUAUCCUUAUGAACCCAUAUCUGCAUGAAAGGAGGAGAUUAUCUUUUAUUUAUUGAGAUUAGAUACAUCGUCAUCUUCCCCAAUGUUUCGGUUUGGGUUUCUUACCAAGAAAAGGAAAGGGCCACAAAUCAAAUGAGAUUUGAUUGCUUGCCGUAACUCUAUCUAUAUAAGAAGGUGAGUUUGGAAGAGAUUUGCUCCUUCGCGUUGAAAGGUGUGUUUGGCUUUGUGGUGAUGUACCUUUUUUCCUCCUUACUGUCACCAAGUUGUACUCUCCCAUUUUAACCAUAAUUAAUCAGAGAAUGUAAUCUUGCACGUGCUGUAUUACUAGGUUCUUCACUUUGUUUUGGGUCUUCUAGCCUUAGUGGAGGGGAAAUCUUAAAAUAUCCUGUUGUACAUGGUUGUGAUAAUUCUUUUAGGUAAUUUAGUAAUAUUAAUUUUGUGAAA